Stomoxys calcitrans (stable fly) is the source of this 1848-nucleotide messenger RNA. It is a transcript of the gene wor, whose product is annotated as zinc finger protein 836. Gene Ontology annotation, biological process: regulation of DNA-templated transcription. Lineage: Eukaryota; Metazoa; Arthropoda; Insecta; Diptera; Muscidae. The record is from RefSeq and is a predicted model, not a curated record. Gene Ontology annotation, molecular function: RNA polymerase II cis-regulatory region sequence-specific DNA binding; DNA-binding transcription factor activity, RNA polymerase II-specific. The transcript has 2 exons. Bases 1 to 1848 code for a protein of 615 amino acids.
AUGGAUAAGUUAAACUACAGCAAAUGUCCCCUGAAGAAACGACCCAUCAUGAUGAUGGGCAAGGAUUAUUUAUUGGAUAACACAGAUGCGGCUCUAGAUCAGGAUGAAGGUCCCGUGGACUUAAGCAAAAACUCAUGCGCCACACCCUUGCUGAGUCCCAAAUACGAACAUGAAGACAUGCUCACCUUAUCUCCCUUGGAAUUGCAAACCAAAUUUCAUACACAGACCAAGGAAGAUUUGGCUCGUCGCAUUUGGGAAGAGACUCGAGAAAUUGCCCGCGCCUUCCCUGAUGUCUUCACCAAAGAAGAAAUCGCCCGCAGCUUGGCUCGUUUGGGUUAUGGCGAAUUUCCUUUUCCCCAGAAUGCUGCCAACGAGGAUAUUGAUAACAUCAGCAAUCCCUCGCCUCCACUGCCCAAGGCUGAAAAUUUCUAUGGAGCCACUGUGAAAACCGAGCCCAUGGACAAUGUUUACAGUGUGGAAAAUAGUCCACUUAAUGGCAUGAGAAAUUUCAACAAUAAUCUUAUGAAAUCCAUAGCCGAAUAUGAGGAUUGUCUAAAACCACAGAACUUUUCACGUGAAACUUCACCCAAGCCACUGCAAGAUAGUGAGCCUUAUAGUAGAAUUCCCAAGGAUAGCUAUGAGCCAGAAGAUUUAUCCUAUAGGCCUGCAGCAGCAAAGAAGAUAUUGGGAGAGAAUGUCAAUCUGCAUAAUGUGGCCAGGGCAUUAUUGGGCUUGCAGAACUUCAGACCUGAGGAGAAUUUAUCAACUUUACCAAACAACAACAACAAUAAUGAGCUGGGCAAGCCUUUGAACAACAACACCAAUAACAACAAUAUAAAUAUGCCCUUGAAAUUGAAAACCUCAAAUGAUUUGUAUUAUCAAUGCCAGCAAUGCAACAAAUGCUAUGCCACCUAUGCUGGCCUGGUGAAACAUCAGCAGACUCAUGCCUUUGAAAGCACGGAAUACAAGAUUAUACGCAGCAAUCCCGAGGGAGGAGCCACCACACAUGAUUCCACAGAAUUCACCACCGAUCAGGCGGCAGCUCUUAUACAAGCUUCAGCCUUGGCUUCCUCGCAGUCCAUGCAAAAACCUGUGGGGGUGCCACGUUAUCACUGCAAUGAUUGUGGCAAAUCCUAUUCAACUUUCUCUGGCCUAAACAAACAUCAACAAUUCCAUUGCCCUGCGGCGGAGGGAAAUCAAGUGAAAAAGGUAUUCAAUUGCAAAAAUUGCGACAAAACCUAUGUCAGCUUGGGCGCGCUUAAAAUGCACAUUCGCACUCAUACCCUACCCUGCAAAUGUCCCAUUUGUGGCAAAGCCUUCUCAAGACCCUGGCUGUUGCAAGGUCACAUACGCACCCAUACCGGCGAGAAACCUUUCAGCUGCCAGCAUUGCAAUCGAGCUUUUGCCGAUCGCUCAAAUCUCAGGGCACACAUGCAAACCCACUCGGAUGUUAAGAAAUACUCCUGUCCUUCGUGUACCAAAUCAUUUUCACGCAUGUCUUUGCUGGGGAAACAUUUGCAAAAUGGUUGUCAAUCCUCGCCGCCUCAUAGUGGUGGAGAAUCUGUAUCUCCGACUCCUGUGGAUUCGCUAAAGGCCACCAGUGGUUUGAAUCAUCAACAACUGCAGCAACAUUUGCAGGGUUUGCAAAAUAAUUUCAUCAGCCGAGGUAAUUCACCGGUUUAUGAUGAAAAUCUACACCCCACCAACCCACAGCAGCAGCAGCAGCAACACCAACAGCAGAGAAUAUACUAUGCCGGCAGUGUGGAUAGCAGUGAAAAUGAUACUGAAGAGGAAUAUCAAAUGCAACAGAAUGUGCAUCCUCUGAUACAUCAGAUGAGUGAUUAUUAG